AUGUACGGCGAUCGAACUCCAAUGCAGAUAUUGGAGAGCAUGUUGCAAGAAGAAAGGUACGUUUAUUUCACCAGAGUGAAUCCCUCCACAAACGCGGUCGAUGAGGUUUUUUUCGUUCAUCCGGACUCGUACAACAUGUGGCGUGCAUUCCCACAUGUGUUGAUGAUUGAUGCUACCUACAAGACGAAUGAGUAUAAGCUUCCGUUUAUUCAAGUUGUGGGUGUGACAUCGACACACAAGUUUUUUUGUGUGGCUAUUGCGUUUGUCUCUAAAGAAAAAAAAAAGAUAACUUCUUAUGGGUCUUGGGGAAGCUCAAAGAAUUAUGUUCUGGAUUAUUUGUAUGAUGUGUGGCUGAAAGAUUAUAAAGAAAAGUUCGUUUCAGCUUGGACUAACACAGUCCCCAAUUUUGGUCAACAUACAACCAACAGAGUUGAAAGCCAGCAUUCUAAGUUUAAGAGAUACAUUAAAGGGCCAAACAACUCGCUCCAUAGACUUGUGUGUCUUGUUGGCAAAGUUGUAGAGUCACAAAAAAUACAAAUAAAAGUUAGUUUUGAGGAGAGCAUGUCCGUGCAAAUGGGGGACCACAGAUUUCCAUUUUUUGACAACCUACGCGGAAAUGUUUCCCAAAAAGCCUUAGAGUUAUUGGUUGUCGAGAGGAAGAAGCUAAAUGCGUUGAGGGCAGGAGGGGGGACUUGUGGCCACCAGCUUUCUACGGGUUGUGGGUUGCCAUGUGCUUGUCAGAUGGAGUGGUGGGAAAAUACAGGUUGCAAAAUUCCACUUGCCGCGAUAGAUAAAUUCUGGACAAAACUUGAUUUUUCGACAGAAAAACUUAAUCAAGACAAGUACAAAAACGUGAUCGAGCGUUUUAAGGAUUGGCUUCCAUCUAGCUAUCGGAGAUACAUAACACAUAUCGAAGAUGCCCAGCCGGACGGUAACUGUGGGUUUCGAUCCAUAGCUAUGGGUUUGGGGUAUGACUAG
Molecule: messenger RNA, 978 nt
Organism: Helianthus annuus (common sunflower)
Lineage: Eukaryota; Viridiplantae; Streptophyta; Magnoliopsida; Asterales; Asteraceae
Exons: 4
Coding region: 1-978 (325 amino acids)
Source: RefSeq, a predicted model, not a curated record